CUUACUUGUUAAUUUGUGGAAUGAAUAUUUCGGUUCAGUUGAAAAAGUUCGUUGACUUGAUUACGUACAUUGCAGUGUUUUGUGCGCAUGCGUCUUUUAAAGUCAUAAAAAGUCACGCUCACUUUAUGGAGAACUGUUACUACGCAUGCGCCAAAUUCGUACGAAAUUUAAAAAUAAUUUAAUAUACAUGUGAAUAUCGUUUUAUGUUAAAUAAUAUAACAAUCUGAUGCCAACUAUGAGAAAUUUGGUACAGAAAUUAAAUCUUGAAUUUACAAGUUAUUAGAUUUUUUGUUUAUAAUCAAAGCUACCAUUAUAAUAUCAUUUAAAAUUUUAUGUAUAGAGUUUUACGCAACCGAUGUAACAACCACAGCGAGCAUAAUUCUAUACAUAUAUACUUGUCAUAAUUGUUUAAGUACACUGUCAACUAUGACCUCGUUUAUCAAUUAAUACAGAUAAACAACCCACAAAUUGAUAUGUAUUAUCCCUACCAUCAGCCUCAGUGUCACGAGAUCUUUCGAUUCGAGAGUCUAAAGAAUUAUUGGCAAGAAUACUCUACGUUUAUAAAAGUCUGUUAUUUACUUGUUAUACGCAACGCUCUUUGAUCUUUUGCAUAUUUAUUAUAUGUAAAGUAUAAAUUGUUUAUCAGUUGAUACAGUGGUUAAUACAAAAGAAAUAUUAACAUGUUUUAUGAACAGCAAAGUUCUUCAAACCUUUCUGACAAUUUCAAAAUCAACCAUAUUAUCGAUCUUCGAAGUGAUACUUUAACAAAGCCAACACGGAGAAUGAGAGAAGCAAUGCACAACGCAGUAGUUGGUGAUGACGUUUUUCACGAAGAUCCAACAGUUAAAAUACUAGAACAGAAGGCAGCUAGCCUGGUGGGAAUGGAAGCAGCGAUAUUCGUGCCCACUGGAACAAUGGGAAACUUGAUUGCCAUCAUCAACCAUUGCGAUGUCAGAGGAAGUGAAGCAUACUGUGGCUCAGGAUGUCAUGCUUUGCUCCAUGAACAAGGUGGUGCAGCCCAAGUAGGAGGCGUGAAUCUUAGAGCUUUGCAAAACAAUCCUGAUGGUUCCUUUGACAUUCAUGAACUGGCAUGCAAACUUAGAAAGGACAGAGACCAUGAGCCAAUUUCAAAAUUGGUCCUAGUAGAAAACACAAUCAGUGGAAAAAUAGUUCCCCAUAGUUGGAUUACAAAACUAGUUGCUUUCUGUAAGGACCAUAAUCUGAAGUUACACAUGGAUGGAGCGAGACUCUUUCAUGCAAGCGUAGGAUCUGGGAAGUCUGCUGCAGAAAUUGUUGCAGGCUUUGACUCUGUAAGCUUCUGUCUCAGUAAAGGUUUAGGUGCCCCUGUCGGUUCCAUGCUCUGUGGGGGUAAGGAGUUUGUCAAGAAAGCCAGGAGGGUGAGGAAGGUGCUGGGAGGGGGAAUGAGACAAGUUGGUGUCUUAGCAGCAGCUGGAUUAGUGGCUCUUGAAGACUCGAUUCCAAUCUUGAAAGAGGACCACAGAAGAGCCUCCCUCUUAGCCAAAUCGAUAAAAGCAACUGCAUCAAGUAUCACAUUUCAAGGACGACCAAUGUUUUCAUUAGAUUUAGAGACAGUACAGGCGAAUAUGGUUUUCGUUGAGGUUGAUGCAAGUAUCAAUGCCGCGAAAUUUGCAAAACGUCUACGAAACGUUUGCAACGACGAUGAAGACGAUAAAGUAAUCGUCAAAUGCUUGGCUUUAAACGAUUCGAUUGUCAGGUUUGUAUUAUAUCAUGAAAUUACGGAUGAACAGUUGUGUUUGGCCAUCAAGAAGAUUAGGUAUGUCAUGGAGAAUAUGCUACACUGAUCGGUGUUCAGAAAUUAUUGUUACAUAGUAUAUACUGAAUAUGUAAGUGUUUUUAAAGUUAAGUUUCAAGUUAAUAAAAUAAAAAUUAGAAUACUUCA
Messenger RNA from Megalopta genalis, 1921 nucleotides. RefSeq names its product L-allo-threonine aldolase. The record is from RefSeq and is a predicted model, not a curated record. Gene Ontology annotation, molecular function: L-allo-threonine aldolase activity. Lineage: Eukaryota; Metazoa; Arthropoda; Insecta; Hymenoptera; Halictidae. Gene Ontology annotation, cellular component: cytosol. Gene Ontology annotation, biological process: L-threonine catabolic process; glycine biosynthetic process.